GCUUUCCAGCGCAAGCAAAGCAAUAAAGCCGCAAUCAUGGACGAUGAUAAUGUAGAGAGCAAGGAGACCGUCAGCCCCGAGCAGGCGGUUAAGGAGAAGCCAGCUGGCAAAGCUAAGGAGGGUAAGGAGAAGAAGAAGGACAAAGAGGAGGAUAAACAGGGUCGCAAUUCAAUUGGCAUGCCAAUGGGAGCUUUGGCUGUUCAAGCCAAGCCCGCAGCACGUUAUGCUCCCACUUAUCGCCUCGAGCCGAAGAAUCCCUUGAGGAAGGAACGUCUGGAGCUUAUUGUCAAGGAUGAAAUGGAUAAGAACUAUCAUGAUGAGUAUGCAUUUCAUCCAAAAUAUUCGCUGCAUAUGGCUGCACAGGUCAGCGAAGAUAUUAAAACACGCAUCAAGGCAUUGAAUUUCGAUAGAUAUCGCUAUAUCGUACUGAUAACUGUGGGCGAAUACUUAAUGCAGGGACUGUACUCGCUGGCCAAUUUUCUGUGGGAUGCCGAAAAGGAUGGAUAUGUUAACUAUACCAUUGAAACACCGAAAUUUUUUGCCGUUUGCUCUGUAUUCUAUUUGUACUAUGACUAAGACUUUAAAUUGAUUUUUACUUUGAGUUAGAUCAAUAAAUGUGUAUAAUUUACUGUGCAAUAAAAAAA
This is a messenger RNA of Drosophila innubila, 644 nucleotides long. Its product is annotated as tctex1 domain-containing protein 2-like. The transcript is spliced from 2 exons. Gene Ontology annotation, molecular function: dynein intermediate chain binding. Gene Ontology annotation, cellular component: cytoplasmic dynein complex; cytoplasm. The record is from RefSeq and is a predicted model, not a curated record. NCBI's taxonomy places the organism in Eukaryota, Metazoa, Arthropoda, Insecta, Diptera, Drosophilidae. Bases 37 to 576 code for a protein of 179 amino acids. Gene Ontology annotation, biological process: microtubule-based movement.